AUGACUUCCAGGCUGGCUGUUGCUCUGCUGGCAGCCUGCGUGCUUUCUGCAGCCAUGUGCGAAGCUGCAGUUCUGCCGAGACUAACCACCGAGCUCCGGUGCCAGUGCAUUAACACGCACUCCGCCCCUUUCCACCCCAAGUUUAUCAGAGAACUGACGGUGAUCGAGAGUGGGCCGCACUGUGCAAAUUCAGAAAUCAUUGUAAAGCUCACCAGUGGAAAAAAGGUCUGCCUGGACCCCAAGGAAAAGUGGGUGCAGAAGGUUGUGCAGAUAUUUUUGAAGAGAGCUGAGAAGAAAGAUCCAUGA
Miniopterus natalensis is the source of this 306-nucleotide messenger RNA. It is a transcript of the gene CXCL8, whose product is annotated as C-X-C motif chemokine ligand 8. Gene Ontology annotation, cellular component: extracellular region. Gene Ontology annotation, biological process: defense response; chemotaxis; immune response. NCBI's taxonomy places the organism in Eukaryota, Metazoa, Chordata, Mammalia, Chiroptera, Miniopteridae. Gene Ontology annotation, molecular function: chemokine activity. The record is from RefSeq and is a predicted model, not a curated record.